CAUUCGUCACCGAGUUUCAAUCAUCAGGCAACCAGGUCCAUGUAUAUCACGUUGAGUCAAAACAAACCUUUUCACUUCACACUGAUGAAGAAAAUGGCGAAUUUGAGUGUUAGUUCUUCAAUGAAGGGGAUCUCCAUAUUGAUUCUGUUGAUUGCAGCUACACUAGUUUCAGCGAAGUCCGGAGAUGUGACGGAGUUACAGAUCGGGGUCAAGCAUAAGCCAGCAUCUUGUGCAGUACAGGCACACAAAGGUGAUAAAAUCAAAGUUCAUUAUCGGGGAAAACUUACUGAUGGCACCGUUUUUGAUUCCAGCUUUGAGAGGGGAACUCCAUUUGAAUUUGAGCUUGGCAGUGGUCAAGUCAUAAAAGGAUGGGAUCAGGGACUAUUGGGAAUGUGUGUUGGAGAAAAACGUAAGCUGAAGAUACCGGCUAAAAUGGGUUAUGGAGACCGGGGUUCACCACCUAAGAUUCCAGGUGGGGCGACACUUAUAUUCGACACGGAGCUUAUUGCAGUUAAUGGAAAGGGAUCGGGUGAAGGAAACAUUGAUAACAGUGAGCUAUGAUCUCAUGAAGCCUAAACUUGAUAGGAGAUCGUUAGAGUUCGGUUUAUGUAGGUUGGGCUAAAUUACACACCUCUACCUGUUGAUUUCCUUCUCAGAUUAACGUCAAAACUUACCUUUUACAUUUUCAAUGUAUUAUUUGACUUGAUUCUAACAUGAAUAGGUGCAUAUAUUGUACCUUAAAGCAUUAGAUUUUCUGGCAGAAUCAUUCGGAGAUAGAAAUGGUCAAACUCAAGCUCGACCAUAUUGUAAUGAUUUGUACCUCAUGAGCUCGGAGUUUUACCGGACUUUUUGUAUUUUAC
Molecule: messenger RNA, 860 nt
Organism: Cynara cardunculus var. scolymus (artichoke)
Lineage: Eukaryota; Viridiplantae; Streptophyta; Magnoliopsida; Asterales; Asteraceae
Product: peptidyl-prolyl cis-trans isomerase FKBP15-1-like
Exons: 6
Coding region: 40-561 (173 amino acids)
Biological process (GO): protein peptidyl-prolyl isomerization
Molecular function (GO): peptidyl-prolyl cis-trans isomerase activity
Source: RefSeq, a predicted model, not a curated record